Phlebotomus papatasi is the source of this 2889-nucleotide messenger RNA. RefSeq names its product protein vav (gene Vav). Lineage: Eukaryota; Metazoa; Arthropoda; Insecta; Diptera; Psychodidae. The coding region runs from base 132 to 2684 and encodes 850 amino acids. The record is from RefSeq and is a predicted model, not a curated record. Gene Ontology annotation, cellular component: cytoplasm. The transcript has 10 exons. Gene Ontology annotation, molecular function: protein binding; guanyl-nucleotide exchange factor activity. Gene Ontology annotation, biological process: regulation of GTPase activity; cell migration.
GAAUAAAAGUGGUGACAGCCAGUGAUAAAAAUAUGGCCGCUUUAAAUUUUUCCCAAAAAGUGUUUUCCUCCUAAUUUUUGCGUGUUUUGUGCUCAAAUAUUGGUUUAUUGUGUGCCUAGCAGCUUGCAAAGAUGGCAAUGGCAGAUGAUCUGUGGAAAUCAUGCCUGUCCUGGCUGAUACAGUGCCGUGUUGUGCCCUCAGACCACAAAGCAGCUUGGGCAGAUUCAGAAAUUAAAGUUUUGGCAUUGACCCUCCGUGAUGGUGUUAUUUUAUGUAAUCUCAUUAAUUUUCUCGACCCAAAUGCGCUCGAUAUGAAGGACUUUCAUCGAAAGCCCCAAAUGGCUCAAUUUCUCUGCUGCCAAAACAUUAAAUUGUUCCUGGAGACAUGCAAGAAUUACUUUGGUCUCCGGGAUUCGGAUCUGUUUGAGCCAACGAUGCUCUACGACCUUACCAAUUUCCACCGGGUCCUCAUAACACUGUCCAAGUUGUCCCAGUGCCGGAAAGUGCAACAGCUUCAUCCAAAUAUUCUAGGAUUCAAUGCCCAAUUGUCACCAAGUGAAAGAAGUCACUCAGAGGAGGAUAUCUACAAGGAUUUGCAUUCAACUAAUAACAAUCACACGGAUUCCGUGGUGAAGAAUGGGGAAAAAGAGGACUCCAUUGAGGAAAAGGGGGUUCCUGUUGAGGAAUGUCCAGCAAAUCAUGAUGAUUCUGAAUGUGCCGAGAGUGCAGAGAGUGAAGUGGACAAUUUGUUGGCGGUGAAGGAUCCCGAGGAGGAGGAUCAGGAGAACAAUGUUAAGGGAUUGUGUGGUGUACUGAACACAUACAAUUGGUCCACGUCAAUUGCCACUGAACACCUCGUUGGGACGUCUCACAAUGAGGAGAAAAUCUACGAGGAUCUCUGCUAUGUCACCUUCUCCUCCGAGAGUUUUCCAGAGGUGUCAUCCUCAACAAGCUUCGAGCAGAGGGAUUUUGUCAUAAGGGAGCUCGUUGACACGGAAAGUAACUACUUGGACGUGCUGAAUGCUCUUAGGUACAAAUUUAUGCAGCCAAUGGAGAAGUUGCUGUCCAAAGAAGACAUCAAAAUCAUUUUCCCAAAAGUCAGGGAACUGGCGGAUAUUCACACGAAAUUUCUGGAGAAAUUGCGUGAAGCCGUUCAACCCAAUUCCAAGUUGAAAUUGAGUCAGGUAUUUUUUGAUUUUCGCGAACCAUUCCUCAUCUACGGUGAGUAUUGUUCCAAUAUGACAAAUGCCACGGAUGCCCUUCGGGAUCAGACAGCCAAGAAUGAGAGUAUGAGGCAGAUGGUGAAUCAGUGUCAGAAGGAACAUAGUGAAGGAAGGGUUCAAUUGCGGGAUAUACUAUCGGUGCCAAUGCAGAGAAUUCUCAAGUAUCAUUUGUUGCUGAAGAAACUUGUGGAUGAGACAUCUCCGACACAUGAAGAUUUUCGGGGCUUGGAACGUGCCAAAGAGGCAAUGGAUGAUGUGGCUCAGUACAUAAAUGAGGUGAAGAGAGAUUCGGAGCAUUUGGUGGUGAUACAGAAGGUGCGUGAGAGUAUCAUGGAUUUGGAUUUGCCAAAUGGGAAUGAUUUGCAGCAAUAUGGUCGUUUGUUGCUGGACGGAGAUCUCAAUAUAAAGUCCCAUGAGGAUCAGAAGACAAAGCAUCGGUAUGCUUUUAUCUUUGAAAAAAUCAUGAUUCUCGUAAAGAUAUCCAGUACACGAAUUGGCGAUGGGCAGUAUUCGUUUAGGGAGGCGCACAAUUUGCAGGAAUAUCGCGUGGAAUUGUGUCACAAUCGUCGGACACUGACACGCGAUGCCAGACUGAGAUUUCAGCUGUUACUGGUGCGAAAGUCGCAAUCGACGGCUUUUACAUUGUACAUGAAGACAGAGGCGGAGAGGAAUAAGUGGAAUAAAGCUCUGCAGGAUGCCAUGGAUAAUCUCGAUCCGCCUGGAUUGCGGAAUACUGAUCAUAAUUUUGUCAUAACGACUUUUGAGGCUCCGGCAAUUUGCAGGCAUUGCUCCAAGUUUCUCAAGGGACGCAUCCAUCAGGGAUAUCGAUGCAAAACUUGCGAGAUUUCCGUUCAUAAGGGUUGCAUCUCGUCAACGGGACGCUGUCGUCAGGGUCCUGUGAGUAUUCCACCGCCGGUUUGUGAUCGUCAACUGUCGGAGUUCUACUGGUUUGUCGGCACGAUGGAUCGGGAUACGGCCACGAGUAGCCUGGAGAAUAGGCGCAUCGGGACGUACUUGCUGCGGGUUAGGCCUCAGGGAGCGUCUAAUGCCAGUGAAACUAUGUACGCCCUCAGUCUCAAAACUGAUAAGCAUGUGAUAAAGCACAUGAAAAUCUAUCAGAAGCGUGAUUCAGAGACUGUAUCGUACUAUUUGUCAACCAGAAGGUACUUUAAGACUAUCAUUGAGCUAGUCUCGUUCUAUGAACGAAAUGAUUUAGGGGAGAAUUUUGCUGGCUUAAAUCAAUCACUUCAGUGGCCUUUCCGCGAAGUGAUAGCCACAGCACUGUAUGAAUUUGUGCCGGAUGAGCAGAAUCAGUUGCCAUUGCGGAAGGGGUGUCAAGUGAUUGUGAUCGGGAAGGAGGGUGACAGCAAAGGAUGGUGGCGUGGGAAGACCAAUGAAAGGGUUGGGUUCUUUCCCAAAGAAUACGUUCGGGAACAUCCUAUGACCCCGGAUGGUCUAUGAUAUUUCAAUUCUCUGUCAGUAAUUCUGUGCCAAAAUUAACAUGUAAUUCACAAAAUUGUUCAAAAAUCACAUGUCCAUCCCAGAAAAAAAAUGUAUAACAAUUCCCUUUGUCAACUGUGGUGCAAAACUUCUUAACUUCUCUGUCGUUUAUUCAAUACGAAAAAUAAUUAAUUAAAAAAAAACUAUUUAUUGCAGAAGAAAAAAA